Molecule: messenger RNA, 1452 nt
Organism: Echinostoma caproni
Lineage: Eukaryota; Metazoa; Platyhelminthes; Trematoda; Plagiorchiida; Echinostomatidae
Source: the annotation of a GenBank genome assembly
AUGGUACUCGUGCAGUCUGGUCAAAUUCCGGCCUACCUAAACUUGAUCGCCAUCAACGAAAGUAUUCACUGUCAACAAUUGAUAGAACCACUUCCGAACAGUUUGCUCAGUUUCUACAAAGCAAUCGGACUUAUUUUGGGUCCGGUCAACGCCAUCUUGAACGGGGUCUGUGUGCACAUUUUCAAACAUCCCGCCUGGAAACAGUCUGCUAUGAGUCGAAUACUGAAAGGACUUUCUAUUGUGGAACUGUGUAUGGGGAUCAGUCUAUUCCUAUUUGCCAUGCUGUAUGCACAAAACUCAAAUACGGUACAGAAAACAGACCUCAUAAUCAAUUUCACUCAAACGGAGCCAAACAGUUCACUGCCUCCAUCGCAUGAAGCGAUUCGAAAGAAUCGUGAUAGAGCGUUUGUGCACACAAUCGCCUGGUUCUUAUCCAUGACAGUGUUCAGUCGCUGUCUCGUUGCAUUCCAAGUGGCCCGAAAUUGGUCUGUAGUACUGUUGGCUGCAUAUCGAUACGAUCGAAUAUGCCGACCGAUCGGGACGGGCACGGCACUGCCACGCGAGAGGAUACCUGGGAUUCUGAUUGCCACGAUUGCGUUAUCAUUUGUGGUUGUGCUUCCCCGGGUGUUCGAACUAGGCAUAGUGAUCUGUGACAUUAGUGGCCAGUAUGCAGGUGAUCAAGUACUGCUUCUGAGGGACCCAAUCUACCAAAUUGUCUACUUGGGCAUUGUGAUGUUUGUUGUACAGUCUGGUGGUCCGAUCAUUUGUGUUUGCGUGUUGAGUGCAUUUGUGAUUCGGUUGAUUGCGAAACGCCGAAAAAUCCACAAAAUGAAUGAACAAAAAUCCGCUCGUCGUUUGUUAAGCAUACAGCAUAGCUCACGAGCACGUGCCAGCGGCCAAGAUUCAGGUCCCGGUCUGCCAGGGGAUGGGAAUGGAACAACCACGAGCGCAAGCAAUUUGAAUUGUAGCAACAGCCAAGAAAACGAAAAUAAUCACAAAAACAAUGAUGAAUGGAACAAACCAGCUUCAAGACAACCAGGCAUGAACAAUUCGGAAAACGUUGAUCGUACUUCCAACAUGCUUGCUCUUACCAGCCCAAUAGACCGACCAUCUCCAGCAGGAGAUAAACUCAUAUUUGCUGUUUGCAUCACAUUCUUUAUUUUGGAAACUCCAGCAUUUUUUAGUAAAAUUCUCAACCCUUACCUGGAGAAACAUUAUUUUCAAUUGGAUCUUUGGUUAUCCGUUAUAGCCAACGUUCUUGUGUACCUAGACUCCACUCUGAAUGCAUUUGUCUAUAUGGCAUCCAAUCCCACUUUCCGUAAGGUAGCAUAUGAUGAAUUUGUGAAAUACCGAAGCCGUCUAACCGGUGCACCCUAUCGCCCAUCACAUUCGACCAAUACCUGCUUGAACAAUCCACGAAAUGUGUCUGUUCGAUUGUCGCGCACCACGUGA